GUCAGCUGGAAGACUGUAUAUCACCACCAGCCUACGGCUGAAACAAGUAGCCUAAAAAGAGGCCAGGGGUUCUACAAGAAGGCAUGUUUGUGGUGAAACGUUCAGCCAGAUCAGCGCAGCGCUGCAAGAUCGAACGUGCCCACUGAUUUCACGUUACCGGACAGAUACAGGUUGUACAGUAAGCCCUACCCUGUCUCCAGGAGAGCAUCUCAACAGCAAGGGGCUCACCAGUCAGGGACCUAUGGAGGACUUACAGGAGGAAGUUCAGGGGGAAGAUCAGGAGGAGCCUUUGUAUGUUGAUGUUGUGGAGGAGCCUCUUUACAUGGAUCCAGAUGAGCUCAACCUCCCGAUGGAUAGGAAGGUGUACACUCUGCUUAGCGAACACAGACUGGAUAGAUACACCAAAGACUUUCUUGACCUUGGAGUCAAGGACGCAAAAUAUUUCAUUGCUGGAAUCUCUGAAGAAAAUUUGAUAAGUAUUGGUUUAACUCCAGUGGAGAGGAAUCGAUUUAAAAGAAUGCAGGAGCAUAUAGAGGAACUUGGACUCGGUGGUGAAGCUGUCAUGCAUCAGAUUCCUCCAGAGCCCAAAGGUCCAGCUCCCAAAGGUCCAGAACCCAAAGGUCCAGCUCCCAAAUGUCCAGAACCCAAAUGUCCAGAGACCAACGAACUACCAGAGAGUAGUCCCCAGGCUGUGAGGAGGGAGGGCAGUGGCCACAGGUUCAUCCUCAGCACCUUCGGAGGCCCGACCUUCUGCUCCGUCUGCAGGGAAUACAUAUGGGGUCUCACCAAGCAAGGAUACAAGUGCACAAAGUGCAAUGCGGCUUUCCAUAAGAAAUGCAUCGUAAAAAUCAAAGGCAGAUGCACUGUGGACAACAGCGGAGACACAAAUAAGACUGACAGGCCUCAUAGUUUUAAGAUUCACAACUACAAGAUUCCCACCUUCUGUGCCCACUGUGGAAGCCUUUUGGUGGGUCUAUAUCAACAAGGAUACAGAUGUGACCACUGUACAAUGGAUGUCCACGAUGUGUGUCAGACCAAAGUGGCCAAGCCAUGCAUCAAUCGUUAAGACUCCCAUCAGAGGAUCUCUCCCAGGCUGACCAGCUCCCCCUCUGGUAGACCCAGGGACUACACCAUGCAUCAAUCAGACACUCCCAUCCAGGGGGUCAGGAUUUGACUGAUUAGCUUCGCCAAUUAGCAAGGCACUUCCUCGUCGCCAUUUUCCCGGAAAUACAUCAUGUCCGGUGCCGUUUCUCCUCAUGCUGAUUGGUGGCUGUUCCACUCUCAGCUCAUGCACGAGCUUAGUGUGGGCGUGAGCUCCCUCCCGUGUGCAUGUUGAUUAUGAUUGGCCAAGUAAAAUGGCACCGGAAACAAGCCCCUUGAAACGCCAUGUUGAAGCCAUGGUUGAAGCCUGAAAAAAUCGUUCAAUUUUGGCAAUUUUCACUAGCCUAGCAUUCCCAUUGAAAUUAAUAGGGGCGGGACUUGUUCACUUUCUCUAGUUCUUAUACUGCGUUCAUGCAGCUCGGAACCUCGGAGGACCUGCCUUUAAAAAGUCCCGACCUCCGAAAAAAUUGUGUUCAUGAGAUCAGUUCGGAAAAUAAAUACAGGAAAUGCAUAAAUACGUUAUUACAACUGCUUAGUAUGGUUGAGCAAGAAGGAAAUUGUCUUGGGCGAGUGUUUCUGUCUGUGUUGUUAAUUUAGUGACAAAUUACCUUGCCUAUUCGUAAUGACAGUGAAAUUCACCUCUUGUGUUGUUGCAAGGGAGGCCGUCGUGGUUGGAGAAUAUGAUAGUGACGUCAAGUCGGACACCUCGGGGCACAAAACUUCCGCACGAGUCUCCGAGGAAAAAAUCCCACCCGACCUAGCGUUCAUGUCAUUUUUCCGCUAUCGGAGGUCAGAAAUUUCCGAGGUUCCGAGCUGCAUGAACGCAGUAUUAUAAUACCUCCAUGGGUUGACCAGGCUGACCAGCUCCCCCUCUGGUAGACCCAGGGACUACAACAUGCAUCAAUCAGACACUCCCAUCAGUGGAUCUCCUCCAGGUUGACCAGUCUCACCAGCUCCACCUCUGGUAGACCCAGGGACUGCAGACGUGCUAUAGAGCUGCAGCCUCUGUGCUAUAGAGCUCGGAAUUACGAUUUUGUGUCGUAAAAUCACUAACAUUUGUGGGAAUCAUGGUAGCGGUGGCCACUGUGCAGAUAGAAAUCCAAUGUGAUGGGCAUGACUUACGUCAAAUAGACGUAUUUUUUACGCUAAACGACAGGUCCAACAUCCAAACAAAAAUGUUGGAAACACAAGCAUGGAAAGGACCUCAACGGAUAUAUAACUAUGUCUGUUUUACCCAGUGGAUGUAAAGCAACUUUAUACGAGUGUUUGUACGGGCAGUAGUAAGUUACCGCUUUGUCUCAUCAGUAGGCCAACUCAGUGUUCCACAGCCCACAGAACCGAAGCCAAUCUACGGCAUUUAUUUUAUCUGUCUAUAUUUUAUUUAGUAACACUCCGUUGUGUUGUACAUCUCAUCGUUGUGAAGAAGCUCACUUUUUUUCUUUUUUUUUUUUUUUUUUAAGUACAUUUUUUGGGGCUUUUAUGCCUUUAAUGGGACAUGGCAGUGUAGAGUGACAGGAAGCGAGCGGGAGAGAGUUGGGUUGGGAUCUGGAAAGGACCACGGAGCGGGAAUCGAACCCGGGUCGCCGGCGUGCGGUGCAGGUGCCCCAGCCAGUCGUGCCACAACUGGGGCCGAAGCUCACAUGUGUGUACGUCACGGUCCAUUUGCUUUCUAAUCACCUCGCAAACUACUUUGUCAUCAGUUACCGCUGUAUUUUCCGUUAGCGUACUAGGAAAAUGGCAGACGCCCGAACUCUAUAACUUGGCUCAGUUAUGCACUGUGCACUGUUAAA
Sardina pilchardus (European sardine) is the source of this 2891-nucleotide messenger RNA. RefSeq names its product calcium-independent protein kinase C-like. NCBI's taxonomy places the organism in Eukaryota, Metazoa, Chordata, Actinopteri, Clupeiformes, Clupeidae. The record is from RefSeq and is a predicted model, not a curated record. The transcript has 11 exons. The coding region runs from base 242 to 1066 and encodes 274 amino acids.